UAUAACAAGAAUGAUACAAUGGCUUUUAAUAACGCACAAGCAUAUGAAUUUCGAUGUGGCUAAGGAAGGUCAAAAGUAUGUCGACAAAUUGGAAAUGAUGGAAAAUUUGCGCAGAUGGAUAAAUGAUUACUUGCAUGGAAAUCAAGGAAAACUAUCACCGAAAAAGAAAGCACAGCUGCUCAAAAUAAAGAAACGAUUACCCAACGAUACUUUAUCUGAUCGCAUCAAAUUGAUGGAAAUAACGGAGCUGUUCAACUUUCAAGAGCCCGAAGAUUAUCACGGCAAUUGGAAUGGAAAACAUUUGAACCAGCUAAUAGGAAGGUUUGAACGCAAUGUAAAGAAACUGAAGGCCAUUGAUGACGAGAUGAUGUUGCUCAUAAGUCAUAUACACGAUCUGCAUUCCUACAUCGAGUAUGUGAAAAGGGCGGGCUUUUCAAAAGCCAGAGAGUUAUCAUUAUUGAAACGAGUGAAUUGGUCAGUCCGAAAGACCAAACCCAAUAUUCCUGAUAUGAGUUUUAUACUAAAAUUGGACCAUAAGAAGGACUUGGUGCCUGAUAUGUAUCAUUAUCUAGAUGCGUAAAUAUUGAAGAUUACGUGGGGUUAUAAGAAAUAAUUUAUUAAGCAA
Drosophila innubila is the source of this 625-nucleotide messenger RNA. RefSeq lists its product as uncharacterized. The transcript has a single exon. Bases 11 to 580 code for a protein of 189 amino acids. The record is from RefSeq and is a predicted model, not a curated record. NCBI's taxonomy places the organism in Eukaryota, Metazoa, Arthropoda, Insecta, Diptera, Drosophilidae.